This is a messenger RNA of Homalodisca vitripennis (glassy-winged sharpshooter), 8673 nucleotides long. RefSeq names its product lateral signaling target protein 2 homolog. NCBI's taxonomy places the organism in Eukaryota, Metazoa, Arthropoda, Insecta, Hemiptera, Cicadellidae. Gene Ontology annotation, molecular function: metal ion binding. Gene Ontology annotation, cellular component: early endosome membrane. The coding region runs from base 10 to 2517 and encodes 835 amino acids. The transcript has 12 exons. The record is from RefSeq and is a predicted model, not a curated record.
UUCAAUGUAAUGGAUUCCAUCAGAAAAUGGUUUUACAAACCCAGGCGGGAUGACACGUCGCUGCUAGCUCAAUUCUUCUAUGCAGACGAGGCUUUGAACUUGGUGGCUGCAGAGCUGGACAGUUUUGAUGGCCGCAAAGAUCCUGAAAGAUGCACAUCCCUGGUUAACCAUCUGCGACAGUGUCAGGACAAGGUCUUGAAUAUCUGCAACAGAAUUAUGGAUGAGUUGAUCCCAAACGAGAGAGCUGACCGCGACUUUAGGGUUAAGUUCCCAGAUGAUGUGAUGCAAGACAAUCUGGCCGGACAACUCUGGUUUGGAGCUGAGUGCUUGGCUGCAGGAUCAAGCAUCAUGAAUAGGGAGACAGAGAGCGGUGCCAUGCGGCCACUAGCCAAAGCACUGACCAAGUCUUUGGAGAAUGUGCGGAAUUUGCUGCGUGAGGCUAGUCUGCGCACACAUGCGCCCACGGAGCUUGCUCAUGACCGACUGGUGGAAUCACUCAAGAUGUUUGACCGCCUGCUGGCAGAUUUCGAGUUGAGCUACGUCAGCGCCAUGGUGCCAGUCAAGUCUGUCCACGAGUACCAGCUGCAGCAGGACAUUGUUGUUCUCUUCUCUGAGACUCUGCAGAGGGCUCUGAGGUUGGAACUGCUGACACAGGAGAUGGUGGAUCAGUAUGAUCCUGCCUUGAUGUUCACUAUCCCUCGGCUGGCUAUCGUCACAGGGCUUCUGGUCUUCCCUGAGGGUCCCCUCAGCCUGGACACCAGCCCUCACAACAUGUCUGAGAUGUUCAGGCCAUUCAGGACUUUGCUGGUGAAGAUCAGAGAGUUGCUGUGGACACUAUCAGAGCCUGAGCUGGUCACUUUAGAGAAGAUGUUGUGUUCCUCGGAUGACUCAACUAUCCUCACCCGCAAACCUUCUACCAACAGUGAGGCAGACGCCAGUGAGGAGGAGAGCUCCGGUUGGGGAGGAGAGGGAGACGCGUCUGAGUGUGAGACUGUGAUGGAACAGCUGCCUGCAACCCACGUGCCUACAACCAUGUCUUCCCAAGUCACAGACUGCAUAGAGAGUUCACCAGAGGUCUCCAGAGCGGCCGAUGACAGCUUAGCACCAAAUUGUGACCAGGAACUGACCACUCCAGAGGAUGCUGACAGGAUAUUGCAGAUGGAAGAGGAUGCAGAUAGUGACGGUGCCAGCUCUGCAACUUAUGCUCAGUCCGGUGUUGUCAAUCUGAAUGGCCAAUGGACUUUACCUAUCAUUCCCUGUGCCUGUUCUGUGGACCUCCCGGAGGAUGCUACAAUGACCAAACAAGGCUUGCUGAACAGAAGUUUACCUCAGGACGGGGAGUUUGUGAUAGAGUCUGUGGAAAAUGCUUGUGAGGAAUGUAUGCGCCAAGCAGGUGACACGGAUACAGAAGUGCCUUCGGAUAUCCAGUCUACCGGUGAGGACGAGGAUGUAAGAUGGCCUGGAGGAACUGACCUACCAGGCACUUCUGUAGGCGUUAGGGAACAAACAGACCCACAGACCGGAAGUCAGUACAGUGAUAUCGGUUCAAUAACUAGUGUACAAUCGAGUAGUGAUAUUAUUAAUAGUGAUGAUAGUGUUAAUUAUAGACAGAAUGUUAACUUGAGUGAUUCUAGACUGGACAGGUUGCGAACUAUUGAAGGCAAACAGGAGACGGAGGAGUGGAAGGCAAAACGACAAAGUGAGGAACAUUCAGAAGGUCUGCAUGUACGUUACGCUGAGAACUGGGAGGCUCUGUGCUCCUCAGGCCAACUCCCUAAUAGUAAUAACUGUGAUAAAAGACAGAGCAGCGACCGUGAUCGUGAUCCUGUCAGUGACAGCCUUUCUUCUUCCUGUUCCAGUUGCCACAGCACCUUCAGUGUCACCUCGGACAGUUGCAGCAUUACCAGUGAAACAUCCUCCUUCAAUUCUGAAUGUCAGGACGAUGAGGAGGUGGCACUCGCUAUCCGAGCAGUACAACAUGCGACAAAGAAUGAGGCUCGUGCUAAGUUCAGAUCGAGUGGAGACUUACUACACCGACUAUUUGUGUGUAUCUCUGGUGUGGCCGACCAGCUGCAGACUAACUUUGCUGGAGAUCUGCGCCAUAUCCUCAAGAGUGUCUUCUUGCUCAACUCCAUUGAUAACAAGCCCGAGGAAGAGGAAGAAUUAGAUGAAGUCCCAGAUAUACCUCCAGAAUUAUGUGAGAAUGGAGAGGAGGCUCUGGUAUGGGGGGCUGGUGUGGUGAAUGCAGGCGGCGUAGAGGCAGCCCCUCUGUGGCUCCCAGACGAGGCAGCUCCGUCCUGCAUGUCCUGUCACGCAAUGUUCACUGUAAUCCGCAGGCGGCAUCACUGUCGCAACUGUGGCAAGGUGUUCUGUGCACGCUGCAGCUCCAACUCUGUGCCGCUGCCACGUUAUGGCCACACGAAACCUGUUCGUGUUUGCAACCGCUGCUUUAUCUACCAGGUCACUCCUUUCUCUGUAGAGACCAUAGCCACCGCUACAGCCACAGCCACUAACUAGACACAUUCCCUUCCGCUGGUCGGAACUAUUUAUUUUUGUACCUCUGUAUGUAAGAAAUGGUAUGCGACGUGCCGUAGUGAAAUAUCCUCUCUGAUUCUGAUGUGUAACUAGCGGUUUUGCUUCUUGUUUUCUCAAAUUUAACCAACAUUGCAAUUAUAAAUUGUUUCCACUAAAAAAUGUAUUUUGGGAAUGUUUAUGGUUAUAUGGUUGUCUACAAGAACUAUGGGUUAAAUUUGAUAAAUCCUUGUUAAUUAUUGUGGUUUGACUACAAAUAUUUAAUGAACAUAUGAUUUAUACCUUUUCUUUGAAGACGUUUCAUACUAAUACAAAAAAUUGGUUUGCUUUUAAAACCUUUAUAUACAAUAAUUUUUUUAAAUAUAUUAAAGUGUUUUAAUGUUUUGACUUGGUGAUAUUAAGUUCUUAAGGUGGACAAAUAUGAUAAUAAAAUGCUGCAUUCUUAUUUAAUCCGAUAUUAAUGAUUUCUAUGUUUAAAUUGUUAAACCACCAUUUGGUAAAUUGGGAAAAAUAAUAAAUGUUUAUUCUAAUUUAUGUGUUUAUAUUACUAGUGAGGAACAUAAUCCCUGCACACAUCCUGUCUAGAAAAAUAUAGUCAUGAAUAUUGAUUACUAGUAUUGUUUUUAAUAAUAUUGAUCUACAUGCACUCUUAUACUUUCUACGUGUAACAAAAAUUAAUAACAUUAGUAAAUUUGGCAUGUUUGUAACAGUUCCCAUCUAAAGAGGUCCAGACUUAUAAGACUGUAUGUAGGUGAGGCAGUUUUUGUUCCUGGAGAUUUCUGUUCUAAAAGUUGUACUAUUUUUUCUUCUAAAAAAUGUAAAGUAAAGAUUAAAUUCUUUUCAUAGUCACCUAUUAUUUUCUUUGGAAGUCAAAGUCUAACCUUUUUGUUAAAGAAAAUCUGGAAACCUCAGGAAAGAAUAUUGCAACUGUACUGAAAGAAAGAAAAAUUUACAAAAAUAGCAAUGAGGCAAGUCCUUUUUUUGGUUUGGAAAAAACGUGUAGUCUAAUCUUGCUCAUGCUUAAAGAUUAUGUUGUAGUGAUUGUGAGUGUGUUACUGACAAUAUUUUGUAAUGUUUUAAGAUAUUAAUGUUGUUUAUAAAACAGAUGAAAUAUUGUACAAUACAUUGGAAAUGUAAAUAAUACAGAUUGCAAUGUAUAUUAACUGAGAAUGCUAUUGCCAGAUGCUUACAAGGACAUUUAACACGGUUUGGUGGAAUCAAAUUAUUGAUUAGUAAUAUUUUUAUGCAAAUGUUUUCAUCAUAAUCAUCGGACAAAGUGAUACAAUAAUAACUGAUUAUACCUUUUUCACAAUUUGGAAUCCUCAGCAUACUUUAUCCUUCAACUGAUAAAUAAAUAUUUAUUUUAAUAUAUUAACAGUAAAAACUAUUCCUGAACUAACAAUCAUUGUCAGCCAUUUUUAAGCUUUUAAAAAUAGUAAGAAAGUUCUUAUUACUGCUUUUAAAAAGUCCAGAGAAUAAUAUUUUAAUUUUACUAUAGAAAGUUUUCAGACUUUACUAGGAUAUUGUGUAAUGUAAGAGUUAUAUAAUUAUCUAAAUAUAUAAAUUAAACAGAAGUUGAUAGUGAGAAAGAUAAUAACAUAGUUUAAACUAAUUACCUUAUUUGCAAGAAUACCUGUAGAAAUUUACUUUGAGGAGUUUUUAAUGCAGAAUAUAGUUUUUACUGGUGUUAACAACAUCUACUCAUGAAUACAAAAUGUUAUCAAUAUGGAAGUAAUUGAAGUCAAGCAUUACAUAUAAUCUAAACUAUUUAUUGAAGUAGUGCUAAGAAAAUAUAAAAUAUUUUUAAUUAAUUUUAUUUUGACAGAUUUUGCUGUUCACUUAAAAGUUAAAACAAUAAUAAAACUAAUUAAAACUAUACAGAUGGAUGUUUUUUUGAAUAAAUAGUACUUUUUAAGCCAAAAUGAGUAAAUUUUCCAUAUGUAUAUUGAUACAUACAGUGGCAAUACAGAAGUGGUUUGAAUAUUGUAAACUGAGCCGUUCUUCAACUUGAGAAUUCAAACUGAUUUGUAGGCAGAGGCUGUCUGUUAGAAAAGAUUUUUUAACUACUGGGCCAUUGGAAAGUGGAAGGGUAGGUCUGUCAUAUUUGUUAUGUAAAACUAAAUAAUAGGACAUCUCAAUUUUGAAAUAUCUCUUAUAAAAAUAAAACCCACAAAAAUGUGUAGACAAAAAUUGAAAAAUUGUUUAUAUAGUAAGCCAUAUCAUACUGUAAAACUUUUUUGUUAAAAAAGACUUUGAAAAUAAAACAAAAUGAUAGCAAGCUAAAAACUUCGUAUCGUGGCUGAAUUUUAGAUGCAAACAUACUCACUAGGUUCCUGAAUUGCUUUCUCUAACCCAAUAUUUGGUACAUAUUUAUUUGUAAAUUGAAACUGACCAUAUUUUAGUGGAGAGGACACUGUUAAAACUUGUACAUAACAUAGUAUGGCUUAUUUUAUGUGCAGUUAACUAUUAAAAAUAUAAAAUAAAAAGAUUUUCUUGGCCUUAAAUAAUUUUAAGGCCAAGAUUUUUCUCUCCUGUUAGAUUUUUAAAACUGUUGAAUUUGAAAGUUUAGCAUUAACCUCUUCCUUUUCACCAUAAGUAAACAUUUUGAAAAUAAGCUUACAUAAUUGUCUUACUUUUUAAAGCGAUAAACUUUUAAAGGAGUAACGCUCCUAUGUUACCUCUUUGAUGUCCCAUACAUGUUGGAAUUGUAGUCUCUAUAGAUACUGGACGUUACAUCAAACAGUUUGUUAUUUAAGUCCAUUAUUGUUUGAAUGAAUUUCAAUUAAAAUAUGAUUAUAUCAUAUAUCUGUAAGUAACCUACCUCAUAAUGGUUGAUGGCCUUGAUUUUAAAAUUAGAAUUGAAUUUCUGAUGUCUUGAAGCACAAGAAAGCUAGUUGUCAUUUUGGACAUGUAGUUGUACAAAGCAAAUUAAGUGUAAUUUAUAUAAUAAUUGUAACUUUAAUGUGGCAGAUGCAUUAGUAUGUCAGGCUUAGUGGUACAAGUCAAGAUCAUUCAGUGAAGAUAUUACAGUAUUAUUAUAAAUUGAAUGAAAGUAUACUGUUGAGUAAUUGACAACAGUAGAGUAACUCAUGAGUUUUCGCAUUGACUACUUUCAAAAUCCAUUCAAAACAGUUAAUUCGGUCUGAAUACUUAAAGGAUAAAGGUCUGAGUGCUCAUCUCUAAUGUUAACUCUUGUGGGUGUAUUGACACUACAUUGUGACCAGUGUGCUAUGGUCAUUAUAUUUAGAAUUUGCUUGGUAAUGGUUGAUUUAAUAUAUUCAGUCAUGCAAUUAAUCAUUAAACAUUAUUGUAUUAAAGAUUUUUUUGUACGGAAAUAAGAUAGUAAAAUAGUUAUUACAUAGAUAAGUUUUCACAUUUUAUGACAAAAUUGAGGUUAUUUGCAUACAAUUGUUAACAUUUAAUGAAUAAUAGUCAUAAAAAUAAAUAAUUAUUAAAUAUCAACUAUCAUUUAACACAGUUUGAUAUUUGUGCAAUGAUCAUGCUGAACUGCUUAGUUUCUACAUUAGAAAUUAACAUAGGAAGUGUUUUUUCAAAUGUGGCUGGACAAAACGUAAUAUUAACAAUGCAUGCUAGUUAGCUGCUGGCUGUACAUCAGACACUUUGAUUUUAACUUGGGACUAACAUUUAAAACUGUUUUAUAAAUAGAAACUCAUGUCAAAUCCAUAAAUGUUUCAAUCAGAAACUUUUGAUUUUAGUAUCUCGUUACUAAAAACUUAAAAAUUAUAUUAUCUGUUAAUACUAAUGUUUUAUAAUUUAUAUUUAAAAACAGUUUCUUAUAGGAAAAAUCUACACUGAUUAUAAAUUAUAAGCAAUUAGUAUUAACAAAUUAUUGUAUAUUUAACAAUUCAUUAGUAAAAAAACAUUGAAAUCUAUGUUUCUGAUGUGAAACAUUUAUGGAUUUAAAACCAGCUACUAUUUAUGGAGGCCCAACUGUGUUUUGCCGGCAGCUGACUAAUAUUCCCUCUUAAGGUAUAAUUUUAGAAACAUAAGCAUCAUUGCUUUAAAGACCUCACUAAUAUGAAAUUUAACAAAUAAAACAAGUAAAAUACUACUUUUUGGUCACAUACGCACUCAGACUAUGUCAAUCUAGUCUACGACCAGGUAGUCCUAGAAUAUGGAAAUAAAAUGCUAUUUUUUGUCAUAUAUGCAAUUUAAUUGUGUAUUUUGGCCCAACAUUCAAGACUUUAUACUCUAGAUGCAAUUAACCAAUAGCCGUAAAAUUAGGAAACUUGACACACAUAUAACACGAAUAUUAGUGGAAUGCUUAUUGGCUAAUUUUAGAAGAUGUCACAAAGUCUCGGCUCCAUAGAAUUCUUUUGCGUUGCUCAUUAUAAGGAAAGUUUUAUUUCACAAUGUAAUUAUGUGUUGGAAAAAAUGCAAUAAGUCAUAUUAAAUAAUAAUGUACAUGACUACAUAUUUUUAAGAUGAAGUCAAUAUAUCUAAAAAAAUUAAAACUAGUAGAAAAAUGGGUUUACUUGUAUUAAAUUUUGAUUAAUUUGGUUCUAUUGUGUACACUGAAAAAGGUUUGUAUUAUAUUAUUAGUUCAAUGUUAUUAUGUAAUGCGUGUGUGUGUAUGUUGUGCCUUUGAGCUAUUUUAAGUACUUUGGUGUGUUUUAUAAAUUCUUCACUUUAUCAAACAUUUGUUUUUAUGUUGGAACAACAUACAGAUAAAAGAAAGAAAAUUGUUUUGUAAAACAUUUAUACCAUUUCAUGGUAGUGAAACUUAGUAAAUUUCUCUUUCACAAAAGUUAUCAUUAAUUUCUAGUGUAGAGUUGUUUGUUUUGAAAUAAAUAUUUACAGUUUUUCCUAACCGGUACUUAACAUUGAAAGAGCCAUUUUUGAACCAUUUAUUUGUUUUAUAGUGAAAUUACUAGGUCUGAAGUGACUUUGGAUCUGAGAAGUUCUUGGUGAGCCCCUCUAGAUUUUAAUCCUUGGUUUUUUAUUUUUUCACAAAGUUUCGGUUCCAUAAAGUAGUUAUUUUUUACAUAGAAACAGUGAAUAUUAACUUUUUGAACUGAUUGUUAAUUGAAAAGGGUAUUAGUGAAAGUUAUUCUAAUAAAAAAUUACAUUAAAAUCUAAUUUUUGUACUAAUUUUUCACCUUAUUCACUGUUGAGUGGUUUAGUAUAAUGGGUGUUCCACAUUGCUGCAGAGGUUUUGGUGCAUAGAUAAGCUACCACGUCGGAAUCUUGAUGUAUCUGAAAAAGUUGUUUUAUUAUUAUUCUUAUUAUAUUUGAGCAUGCAUUUUUAUGAACAAAUACAUAUACUAGAACAGGCAGGAAAAUGGAAUGGAAAUGCUGUGGAAGUAACCAAAAUAUUAAAAAUAAAAAAGUUUGUCAUUGGCUCCAAAGUGAUCAAAUAGUAAACAUUCAUAAAAUGUGAGAGUACAUGUAAUUUUGCACUAUUAAAGAUUUUAAAGUAAAUAAUUAUUAUAAAAAAUAACAGAAAAAGUUGGAUCAGGGGUCUAGUAGUGAGAUUAGAAUCUUUCAUGCUUGUACACAACAUAUUAGUGCUACUAGAAUGUUGACAUUUAGCCCAUUUCCUCCACCAUUGUUUACCAGGUGCCUAGUGCCUACUGGACUGUGACACACAGGUCCAUUCAUGCAAUUAGCAUUAAAUAUGGUAAACAAGGAAAACGUUUGAGGGAAAAUUUCACAAUAGAAUUUGUUUUAGUUAACUCAUAUAUUUUGAAUUAGAUGUAUCUGUUCAUGCUAUUUUAUAUUUACUAAUAACAAUUAAAACUAAGAAUCUGUUACUUGUGUUUCACUCAUUCAAUUAAAAGAAUGAUUAUUUACUUCCUGUAUAUCUUUUGUUUAAACUACUCUUUGUUUUAAAAAGAUUAAGACGAAAAAUCACUUGAAAUGUCACUCCAACUGGCAGUAACAAUGUAAAACAACUUGUAGAUGGAAUAUAUUUUUAAACAUUAUUUUUAUGUAUUUUAUAAUAAUAAUGGCAUAAUGUAAAAAGUUAUAUUAUUAUGAGACUCAACUGUAUUUUUAUAUUAAGUUGUGGUAACAAGCAGGUGUUAAAUAUGUACACAUUGUAAUGCGUAUUUUUAAUUUAUAUUGAAAUGUAUAAUAUUAUAAAUAAAAGAACUGGUGAGCUAUUAAUAUAUUUUAUAA